ACCACCACACCCCCAGGCGGGCAUCUCCACGAUGUCGCCACCUCAGACCUUUACCAAAGUUGACGUAACACCACGGCGGCACCAUGGUUACGCUGUGCUACUCUUCAUCUUCGGCACGCUCUUUCCCCCUCUUGCUGUCGCCGCACGAUUUGGCAUCGGUGGAGACUUCUGGUUGAACCUCCUCUUGACAAUCUGUGGCUAUAUCCCAGGUCACGUUCACAACUUUUACAUCCAGAACAUCCGCAACAACAAGACCCAUCGUCGCACGCCCAAAUGGGUUCUGAAAUACGGUCUUGUCAAUAACGCUGAGAUCAAGCGCAAAGAGCGCAAGUCUCAGUGGGCAAACCGCUAUUCUGAACGUAACCCUCACUCUGCUCUGCGCGAACAGUCCCUCGAAGAAGGCCAAGAGGGUGGUUCUAGCGUCGAUCUGUCCUUGGAAGAAGAGCGUCAGCGCGGUGGGGAGUUGUGGAACCCCAACGAAGAACGCUUCUACGGCAAGAACGGAGACCGGUCCUCCGCUAUCCUGCGUACGAACGACACCGACGGCGGUCGCUGGCACUACCCUGCCAACUUUGAAGACACCGUCGCCGAGCCGACGCGCAAGAAGACGAAGAAGAGGAAAGACAAGAAGGAUCGGUGGACGAGGACAGAUGACGCCUACUCCGUUAAUGACGCAGAGGCUUCAAUGAAACGGAAGAAGUCCAAGAAGCGGCGAUCUACAGUAGACUCCGAUGCCUACUCUCGGCAGAGCGACACAACCAGCGGAUUCCCCGAGGAUGCUGAGGGUGGACUGUACGGUUCGGGUAGAGAUGCCGCGACUUCCGCAGGCGAGGAAACGAAUGGGCGCACCAACGAGGAGUACAUCUUCAAUCAUGAGCUCUAACAGUACGAAUGUGGAUAGCAAUUGGAAUGUACUAUGACCUAAGUUUUAUCUAUAGCUGCGUUUAUUACUUCUUAACCCCGCCGUACUAAUGAUAUCAUCGCUUCGUAUAUAUUCUAUAGGUUUUCGAAUUCAAGGUUACCUUCACCUCAG
Phanerochaete carnosa HHB-10118-sp is the source of this 1033-nucleotide messenger RNA. RefSeq lists its product as uncharacterized. NCBI's taxonomy places the organism in Eukaryota, Fungi, Basidiomycota, Agaricomycetes, Polyporales, Phanerochaetaceae. Gene Ontology annotation, cellular component: membrane. Bases 32 to 883 code for a protein of 283 amino acids. The record is from RefSeq and is a predicted model, not a curated record. The transcript is spliced from 4 exons.